Messenger RNA from Lithohypha guttulata, 2715 nucleotides. RefSeq lists its product as uncharacterized. Gene Ontology annotation, molecular function: protein binding. The record is from RefSeq and is a predicted model, not a curated record. The transcript is spliced from 2 exons. The coding region runs from base 1 to 2715 and encodes 904 amino acids. NCBI's taxonomy places the organism in Eukaryota, Fungi, Ascomycota, Eurotiomycetes, Chaetothyriales, Trichomeriaceae.
AUGCCUCGCCUUUCUAGAUUCUUGUCGCGUGUGAAGAACAAAUCAGGCACGAUACCAGAUCCCACCAUCAGUAACUCGAAUAGCAGCACUACAAAUGAGUCCGUUCACGAUGAUCGAAAGUCUCCGCCUGGCAAUAGCAGCGCGCCAUCCGAAUCUACUGUUCAACCAGAACCACUAACACAUCCGCCGCGGGUACUGCUACCAUACAACGGUGUGGACAACGCUGCGCUAGAAAGCGACAACAAACCCGUAGAGCACACGAUCACACGCAGUGAACCUACACCGAGCGACGACAGUGUCCUGCCGUCUGGCUGGGAACGUAGACGCAACCAAGAUGGCAAGGUCUAUUAUGUGGACCACAACACGAAAGCAACAACAUGGGUUCAUCCCUCCAUAAGUGGAGCUCCACCUCUACCUCCAGGAUGGGAGAUCAGGGCCAACGACGUCGGCAAGCUCUACUAUGUCAAUCACAACACCAAAACGACAACGUGGGACCGUCCUCUGCUGUCAGCGACAUCCACGAUGGUGGCCCAAGAGAGUAUCACUCAACCUGAGGCACAACUCAGUGAGCUGGAUGCAAGUAUGGGUGGUCUUGCAUUGCAGCCGUCAGCGGUGAGGGCAAACUCGUUAUACCGUCGACCUCUUGUGGGAAAGUCGAUCCGCUUGCUCAAAAUCAAAUCUGGCCAGGCAGAUGACAUGCUUUCCUGCACACUCCAAGAGACGCCUUUUCCUCCAGCUGAAACAUAUCAUGCAAUGUCAUACUACUGGGGUGAUCCUGGUAACGAGGUGCCUAUACUUGUCAACGAGCAAGUUGUUCACAUUAGGAGAAAUCUAUAUGGAAUCAUGUGCCAGUUGAGACAAGAAGGAAAACAGCAUGCUUACUGGACCGAUGCUAUCUGUAUCAAUCAGUCGGACAAUACUGAAAAGACCAGUCAAGUCCAGAUGAUGAGGGAAAUCUAUGCACGUGCUGUGCAUGUUCUGAUUUGGCUUGGACCGGAGGAAGCGACGGAUCGCCAAGGUAUAGACUUGAUGCAGCGGGUUUACGACACACUGGGGAUGCGCAAACUACCCAUUCAUCGCCAGAGUCAGACAGAGCAACUCAUCAACCUAGCUCUUCCUCGCUACCUCGAUCCUAUAUGGGAGCACGUGGCCCUCAUCUUCAAAGCGCGAUGGUUUAGGCGAAUUUGGAUAUUGCAAGAGUUUAUUGUUUCGAAGUCGCACGAAUUCCGUCGUGGUAGCUUGAUCAUCAGCUCCGAAUUGAUGUGGGCGUUCAUACUGAACUUACUGGUAUAUGAACAGUUGGGAAUGAUGGCUUUGCAUCAAGCUAUGAACUCUGCUUGGUGGCCUUGGAUGUAUCGGCUUGAAUAUGAUCCCUCAGCUGGAUCGUCUGGGUGGUCGAUGAGUUUAAUGCAGUUGAUGACAAUGAGUAGUUCUAUAUACGAAGCCACUGAUGGACGCGACAAGAUCUUUGCUCUUGUAGGACUGGCGAAAGAUGGAGACGCAAGCAUUAUCGAUUACAAUAAGGACCAUAAGACCAUCUUGCUGGAUGUGGCACUUCGCAAAUUUGGCGUCAGGUAUCAAGGCCGCGGACAAUUGAGUGGCAUCAUGCUUUUUUGGCAUAUUGCUCGUGUUGAUCGCUUGUAUGGAUUGCCCUCCUGGGUUUGUGACUAUCAGUCGGUGCCGAAGUUCAAUGCUUUUCCGCUUCAAUUCGGACAGUCACGGUUCGUAGGAGGCGUGGAAGAUACCCCAAACAUAAACGUCGAGACUCCAGUGCUGCGUAUUGUUGCCAGGAUCUUCGACGAAGUCAAUACCAUAAUACCUGGCCAGCCCUGGAACGAUCUGCCUGUAAUUCCGGGGGACGUGUCCAAAAUAGGAGGCUAUCUCAUGUUCACAAGGGAGCCCUUCCGUUCCUACUUAAUCGGUAUGAGAGAUUGGAUACGCCAACGCUACGACCUGGCUCGAGAUCUCGGCCUCUACCCAGAGGAGCCUGACGGCUCAAUGACAAAAAUGGAAGAGAUGAUGACCUUUGGCAAAGCAACCAGAAGUGCUGUAGCACUCUUAUGGCGAGCACUAACCUGUGACAAGGACAAAGCCGAUGGAUUGCGAUUGCCUAAGAGGCUGAGCAUUGCCUUUGCAGCUUUCACGAUGUGGCAUGAGAUAGUAUCGAGCCUAUAUCUGGACCCCGACUAUGUGGAUGGAAGUCUACCCAUGUUGAUGGCGACUCGACCUCUCGAAUUCCAGGCUCCUGAUCGAUGGGGUCCAGUUCGAACAUCUAUGCCGCUGCCUCUUCCAGACGUGCCCAAUAUUGCGGCAUUAGCUCAUCCCAACCAGACAACUCAUCCACGUGAGGGAACCCUCGAUCCCAGACUUCGAAUAGACAAUCUUGUCCCUGGUGGUGACUCUGAGUCACUUGCGAACCGCUUAGCAAGAUUGAACACACUUAUGACGCCUUUCGACAGCCUCUUUGGUCAGUGGUGUUAUGGUAGGAAGUUCUUCUCCACAAAGCGAGGAUAUAUGGGAUGGGUUCCAGAGGGUGCUCAAGCAGGCGAUCGACUAUGCGUUUUUCAUGGUUCGAGAAUGCUUUUCGUGAUUCGCUCCGUGCCUGAUAGGAAGGACUCAUUCAGGAUAAUUGGGGCUACUUAUGUGCACGGUCUCAUGUAUGGCGGUGCUAUGGCUAUGGGUAAAGGCGAGGACAAGACGUUAUUCAUUAUAUAG